Messenger RNA from Sitodiplosis mosellana (orange wheat blossom midge), 1303 nucleotides. RefSeq names its product glucosamine-6-phosphate isomerase. Lineage: Eukaryota; Metazoa; Arthropoda; Insecta; Diptera; Cecidomyiidae. Gene Ontology annotation, biological process: carbohydrate metabolic process; N-acetylglucosamine catabolic process; D-glucosamine catabolic process. The coding region runs from base 186 to 998 and encodes 270 amino acids. The transcript is spliced from 7 exons. Gene Ontology annotation, molecular function: identical protein binding; glucosamine-6-phosphate deaminase activity. The record is from RefSeq and is a predicted model, not a curated record. Gene Ontology annotation, cellular component: cytoplasm.
UUCGUACACAGCAUCGUACACAGUUUGUAUUGUGAAGUAUUUGCAAAAGGUCGGUACUCCGGUGUUUUUUUUAUAUCGUUUCAGAAAUUAUUUUUUAACCAGUUCUUUGUGUUCAGUUGUAUUAUUAUCAAUUUGGAGCAGCCUUUUUUUGUGUGUAUUGACUCAGUUGUGCUCACAACGACAAGAUGCGUCUUGUUAUUUUGGAUAGUUCCGAUCGCGUUGGCGAAUGGGCGGCUAAAUAUGUGCUCAAACGUAUAAGAGAUUUUAACCCGGGACCAGACAAGUAUUUUGUGCUUGGUUUACCAACAGGAAGUACUCCGUUGGGAAUGUACCGAAAACUUGUCGAAUAUCAUAAAAACGGAAAAGUUUCAUUCAAAUAUGUUAAGACUUUCAAUAUGGAUGAAUAUGCAAAUUUGCCUCGUGAUCACCCGGAGAGCUACCACUAUUUUAUGUGGCACAACUUUUUCAAGCACAUCGAUAUUGAACCAGAAAAUGCACACAUUUUGGAUGGCAACGCACCCGACUUGAAGCUUGAGUGUGAAAACUAUGAGAAAAAGAUUAAAGAAGCUGGCGGAGUUGAACUGUUUAUCGGCGGUAUUGGUCCGGAUGGGCACAUAGCUUUUAACGAACCUGGCUCUUCUUUAGUAUCACGCACGAGAGUUAAGACACUUGCCCAAGACACACUUGAAGCAAAUGCUCGCUUCUUUGAAAAUGACAUGUCGAAAGUACCAAAGGAAGCGCUAACUGUAGGCGUUGGUACAGUUAUGGAUGCAAGAGAGGUAAUGAUUCUGAUUACCGGUGCACACAAGUCGUUUGCACUGUAUAAGGCGAUUGAAGAAGGUGUCAAUCACAUGUGGACUGUGUCUGCCUUCCAACAACAUCCGAAAACGUUGAUGCUUUGUGACGAAGAUGCCACAUUGGAACUACGGGUCAAAACCGUAAAAUAUUUCAAGGGACUGAGUGAAGUUCAUGAAAAACUGAUCGAAAACGCAAUUUGAUUGAUUUCAAUCCUGACCGAGCAUUCCGAGUCUAUGCCAGAUGCCAUGUCGUUUUUCUCUAGCUCAUGGAAAAACACUAUUCGCGGAUACUUUUAUUUUGAACAUUAUACACACACAUACAUCACAUCAACACACACCAUUUAACAAGACAACUCUUACUAAAUGAAUUUACUUAAAUUUUUCCACAGGGAUUAAUGGAAUUACAUUCCAAAUUGAUAGCCGAUACACCAUAAAAUACAAUUUUUUAUAACUUCCAAAAAAUUAGUUUCUGUAUAUUUCCCAUAGCUUAGCUGGAGCUAAGUAAU